AUGCGCUCCAACGUCCUCCUUAUUGCCACGGCCUUGGCUAGCACCGCGAUGGCCACCUCCUACAACUACGCCCGCGGCCUUGAUGCCGACUACCCCGAGCUUGAGGAGCGCGAUGCAUCCUCAUCCGAGGAGGAGGCUGCUCACUUCCUACGGAACAUAGAUGAUGAUGAGCUCAACGCCCUCUACGUCCGCGGGCGCGGUAUUACCGCACAUAAGAAGCCUUCCGCAUCCGCGAAGCCUCCAAAAAGCGCAAAGCCAAACAACAGGUUCAAAAACUUCGCCAAAGACAAAUUGGGCGCAAAGACGCUUCGCUCGUUUCUUCCCGGCAAGAAGACUCGCCGCAAUAUCUUCAAGGAUAUCCUAAAUGUACACAAGACGAAGCCUUCCUUACCCACGAAGCCUUCGGGCGCAAUACUAGACAGCAGGAGGAAAAAACUAUUCGGAAGCCCCUUGAGCGGCAUAAAAAAUGCUUCCCGUAAGAAGACUCGCCGCGGUUUUAUCACGGAUGCGGUCAACGCAAGGAACAAGAAGCCUUCCUUACCCACGAAGCCUUCGCAUGCAAAGCCAGACAGCAGGAGGAAAAUACAAUUUGCAAACAGCAGGAGGAAAAAACUAUUCGGAGACAGCCUGAGCGGUAUAAGGAAUGCUUCCCGCAAGAAGAAUCGCCGCAGUAUGAGUGGAAACAUCGGUGGCAAGAAGCAGAGGCUUCGCGGGCCUGGGACCGCGGCAGCCCGUUUGCAGAGGCAGGCCAUGAACACAAAACUUUUGGCCGGGACCCCCAAGAAGAUCCCUCGUCGUGGCUAG
Molecule: messenger RNA, 804 nt
Organism: Clonostachys rhizophaga
Lineage: Eukaryota; Fungi; Ascomycota; Sordariomycetes; Hypocreales; Bionectriaceae
Source: the annotation of a GenBank genome assembly